ACAUGCUGCCAAGUUAAUAUUACGUGUUUACAACUCCAAAAAGUAUUUUAGAAUUUUUUUUACCACCACACCAAAUUGAAAUAUUACUGAGAACCUGCUUAUAUAUUCUUAUCUGUACAAACCACUCUAUGAGUUGCAGCCACCUUGUGACUGGAGGCUUCAUUAACAUUUAUUGUUCUGUGCAGCGUUCUACAUUCCAUUGGAUGCCUCUCAAGCCCAACAUUAAAGUCAUGUGACUUGAGUCCAAACCUCUGCAGUACAGUUGUGUUAUAGGUGUGACUGCUUUGUCUUCCAGAUGCUGUGGUGACAGAGGGAGGAGAGAACUUCAGUCAGGGACAGAGACAGCUCUUCUGUUUAGCCAGAGCCUUCGUAAGGAAGAGCAGCAUCCUCAUCAUGGACGAAGCCACGGCGUCAAUUGACAUGGCAACGGAGAGCAUCCUGCAGAAAGUAGUGAUGACUGCAUUCGCUGACCGGACAGUAGUUACUAUAGCACAUCGCGUCCACACCAUCCUGAAUGCCGACCUUGUGAUUGUGAUGAAGCGGGGCAUCAUCCUGGAGCACGACAAACCCCAGGUCCUGCUGGACCAGGAGGAAAGUGUAUUUGCCUCCUUUGUCCAUGCAGACAAGUAGCACAAGAAGAGACCGAAGAGGACACGUUGAAUGAAGACAUUCAAAGUGCAAUUGUCCCUUGGAAGGAACUCUUUAUUUUUUAAUCAUGUAUCAUAUUUGUACAUAGGAAAUAUUAGUUCUUUAGUAAUAAAAACAAAUUAUAAUUCACUGCAUCAGUUUCUGUCUGUCGUGAAAACGUUGUUUUGUGUGUGAUUCACGUUACCCUGUUAUAAAAGAGUGCAUCGUGGGUUUCAAAUGAUCAGGAGCAGAGCUGAGGGAAAUACGACGCCGUUCACCUGGUCCAGAAGAAAAUCCAGACCCUCAGUGGUCAUCAUCAUGUCCUCCAGUGGGAUAAGACCGCUGCUAACACUAGAGAGAGAAAAUAAACAGACAACAUAUGAGCUUGAAAUGGUUCCAAAGCUUUAAGUUAGAACUUAAUUUAUGCGAUCUAAGGAUAUGCUAAUAACAUGACUUAUCUAAACUCAAAAACGAUUUAUUAUUUUUGCACAAUAUCAUUUCGUUUUUAGUCAUAUCAAUACAUCUUUAAAGUAAAAAAUGUACCCAAAUUCUGACUUGAAAGUCUAAAAUCGAAUUAGUCCAUAGCUUUUUACUGAGGAUGAGACAGACAUGUAUUUAUUCGUUCUGUA
Molecule: messenger RNA, 1256 nt
Organism: Cynoglossus semilaevis (tongue sole)
Lineage: Eukaryota; Metazoa; Chordata; Actinopteri; Pleuronectiformes; Cynoglossidae
Product: ATP-binding cassette sub-family C member 8-like
Exons: 3
Coding region: 394-630 (78 amino acids)
Biological process (GO): transmembrane transport
Cellular component (GO): membrane
Molecular function (GO): ATPase-coupled transmembrane transporter activity
Source: RefSeq, a predicted model, not a curated record